ACUCAUCGAAACGGCUAACUACAAUAUGAAAUCUGUUUUCAAUUUUUUAUUUCUUCAAUGUGUUGUUGUUCACAGUAUCUUGUGGAUAUGUAUUGUCGAGAUGCAGAACGCAACUUUCCGAUCUUUAACCUUUGUCCAUUUUCCUGAAGCAGACGACAGAGAACCGUUGUCGGGAAUUCUACAUGACCGCGGGAAUGGCGUAAGUUUAGAAGGAUGUGGUGUUUUGUGCUUGUCCAGCGCUCAGUGCUUUUCGUUUUUCCAUAACCCAAUACAAGAAAGAUGUAUUUUAACAUCAAUCAUAAACGUAAUGUCCUUUCGUCAGACAGCAGGAUUUUCCCAGUUUAUAACUAACAAAUGCGUUCAUUCAAAAGCUGGAUGGGAAUACAUCGGAAAUUGCCGCACUACAAAAUAUGGACUAGAGUGCCAACGAUGGGACCAACAGAACCCUCACACCCAUACUUACCAAAGCUUGGGUAACCAGAAGAACUUCUGUAGAAAUCUAGCCAAUGAUAAAGAGGAGGAGGCUGGUCCCUGGUGUUUCACCGUGGACCCCGGCACACGUUGGCAGUCGUGUGGUAUUCCUCUCUGCUAUGAUUUUUCAAGAAGCUGCAAGAAAACGGCAAACGGAGUGGAUUACUAUGGGAGAACCAAUGUGACCAAAUCAGGGAGUCCCUGCAAUUACUGGGCGGAUACCUCCCAACAAAACCACACCUACACGUUUCUGGACGACCAGUUCAACUACUGUAGAAACCCAUUUGGUGAAUACAGUGACCCAUGGUGUUAUUCCGGUACAUCCUGAGAUUACUGUGACAUACCGAUGUGUAAUUGAUAACACGUUACUUGUUAUUUGUACCAUUUAAAACAUAGUUUAUUAAUUUUACAAAAUAUUACAAUAAAAGGAAGAACUUUAUGGGAGAGUUUUCUUCAUAAUAUCAUAUAAAGUUUAAUUUACGUUAGUAUGUGUCAUUUAUUCAUUUAAUUGAGAGUUCAAAUUUGGCUUUAAUUGAUCUUGAUUUUUAAUUGUUAUUUGGUUUCUUUUUGAUGCGAAAUUUGUAGAUAAAAAAAAUUAAAAUGUUAAAAGUUCGACCCAGAGAUGACUAAAUAUGUACUUUUUCAAAAAAAUAUUCUGCCAUGAUAAUAAACAAAGACCAUAGAUAUGACAAAGUUGUUUUAAAUGCUACGUUAAACCACGAGUUAUAAUAAAGCCUUGCAUGGCUCACUGGUUCCGCCCUGCACUACUGAAUAUAGACACGUAUUGUUUUGGGUUCAAAUCCU
This is a messenger RNA of Magallana angulata, 1275 nucleotides long. RefSeq names its product plasminogen-like. NCBI's taxonomy places the organism in Eukaryota, Metazoa, Mollusca, Bivalvia, Ostreida, Ostreidae. Gene Ontology annotation, molecular function: signaling receptor binding; endopeptidase activity. The coding region runs from base 26 to 799 and encodes 257 amino acids. The record is from RefSeq and is a predicted model, not a curated record. The transcript is spliced from 3 exons.